This is a messenger RNA of Salmo salar (Atlantic salmon), 1002 nucleotides long. RefSeq names its product tetraspanin-16. Gene Ontology annotation, cellular component: plasma membrane. Lineage: Eukaryota; Metazoa; Chordata; Actinopteri; Salmoniformes; Salmonidae. The record is from RefSeq and is a predicted model, not a curated record.
CGCAUUGUCAUGAAGGUUCGUACUCGUGCCCCUGCCAAAAGAAGAUACCAAUAGCAAGUUAGCUUGUCAGCUGGGCUAGCUAACUACCGCUUGUAGCCUACAAAAAGAUUGAACCAAGCGGUUCAUGACAUUACAGCGCUGUCCGCCAUGUCCAGACUACAUCACCUGUAUGGCCUGUUGAGGUACCUGAUGAUGCUACUCAGUGGCACCAUAUUUGUGAGUGGCCUUGUGCUGUUUGGCCUAGGCGUGUGGAUUAGGUACGGGGCGGCCACCUUUGUCCAGGUGAUGGGCUCUUUCUCGGCACAGCUGGUGACCAUUAGCUAUGUGUGUAUGUGCCUGGGGGCCAUCCUGUCUCUGCUGGGGUUCAUUGGCUGCUACGGGGCCUGGAGCGAGAACCGCUGCCUCAUCAUGCUGUAUUUCUUCAUCCUGUCUAUGAUGUUUGCAGCUGAGGUUACUGGGGUUAUUUUCAUCUUGGUGUACAAAGAUCUGGUGGAGGUUAUGAUUCGUGGAGCCAGUAAGGACUCUUUACGGAUGUCUUAUAUGGGACCAACGGCUGCAGACCCCAUAUCAACAGCCUGGAACACCAUCAUGGUCCAUUACAAGUGCUGUGGCUUUGACAACUCCACGGCUGACUUCACGAACUCCGUGUUCAGUGCUAACACUGGCCUGUUGUACCCCAAGACGUGCUGUGUUGACCUGACGAGCACCGCCUGCGACGGCCUCGACACCACCCAGGGCCUGAUACACCCAAAGAGCUGCAUUACCAAACUGAUCAAUGUGAUCCAGGACCAGAGCGUCAUCUUUGGCUCCACCGCUUCUGGCAUCUGUGUCAUGGAGUUGGCGUCCAUGAUGGUGUCAGUAGUGUUGUUCGUCAGACUAGGAAACACCUAUUAUUAGACCAGCAGCAACACAGAGAACAGAGCCUGACCCAGGCAUGGUAGGCCAACCAGACCAGAGACAACACCAUAAUAAAUGGGACUUGCAGAUGAAGCCUCCUUGUCA